This is a messenger RNA of Lutzomyia longipalpis, 1350 nucleotides long. It is a transcript of the gene Rpt4, whose product is annotated as 26S proteasome regulatory subunit 10B. Gene Ontology annotation, biological process: positive regulation of RNA polymerase II transcription preinitiation complex assembly. The transcript is spliced from 3 exons. Gene Ontology annotation, cellular component: proteasome regulatory particle, base subcomplex; cytosolic proteasome complex. NCBI's taxonomy places the organism in Eukaryota, Metazoa, Arthropoda, Insecta, Diptera, Psychodidae. Gene Ontology annotation, molecular function: ATP binding; proteasome-activating activity; ATP hydrolysis activity. The record is from RefSeq and is a predicted model, not a curated record. Bases 102 to 1292 code for a protein of 396 amino acids.
ACUGUCAAUUGCAGUCAAUUGAAACGUCAAACGGACGAACAAAAGAAAAAAUACAGUUUCUCUAAAGAGUUCUAAAGAAAAGUCUUGAAAAUUGCGUGAAAAUGGUCUCAAAUGGGGCUCAAUUUGAUCCAGUGCGGGAUAAGUCCCUUCAGGACUAUCGGAAGAAGUUGCUGGAGCAUAAGGAAGUGGAGUCAAAGUUGAAAGAAAUGAGGGAACAACUGAAGGAGCGCACGAAGCAAUUUGAUAAGUCGGAGAAUGAUCUGAAAGCCCUGCAGAGUGUUGGACAGAUUGUUGGGGAAGUUCUCAAGCAGCUGACUGAGGAUAAAUUUAUCGUAAAGGCAACAAAUGGACCACGAUAUGUUGUGGGCUGCAGACGGCAGCUGGAUAAGACAAAGCUAAAGUCCGGAACACGCGUAGCACUGGACAUGACCACACUCACAAUCAUGCGAUACCUUCCGCGUGAGGUGGAUCCCCUGGUGUACAAUAUGUCGCAUGAAGAUCCCGGCGAUGUGACUUAUUCGGCAAUUGGUGGGCUGUCUGAGCAAAUCCGGGAGUUGAGGGAAGUUAUUGAGCUGCCACUUCUCAAUCCAGAGCUAUUUCUGCGUGUGGGUAUCACCCCACCGAAGGGAUGCCUCCUCUAUGGGCCCCCAGGAACAGGGAAGACCCUCCUGGCACGAGCUGUGGCCUCUCAGUUGGAUGCCAACUUCCUCAAAGUCGUGUCCAGCGCCAUCGUGGACAAGUACAUUGGUGAGAGUGCUCGCUUGAUCCGAGAGAUGUUCAACUAUGCCCGAGACCAUCAGCCGUGCAUCAUCUUCAUGGAUGAAAUUGAUGCCAUCGGAGGCAGGAGAUUCUCCGAAGGAACAUCAGCUGAUCGUGAGAUUCAGCGUACGCUCAUGGAACUUCUCAAUCAGAUGGAUGGUUUCGAUUCUCUCGGUCAGGUGAAGAUGAUCAUGGCCACCAAUCGCCCCGAUACCCUGGAUCCGGCUCUGUUGCGUCCCGGACGUUUGGAUAGGAAAAUCGAGAUUCCACUGCCCAAUGAACAGGCACGCCUGGAGAUCCUCAAGAUCCACGCACAGCCUAUUGCGAAGCACGGUGAGAUUGACUACGAGGCUGUCGUGAAGCUCUCGGACAACUUCAACGGUGCUGAUUUGCGCAACGUCUGCACUGAGGCUGGCCUCUUUGCCAUUCGUGCCGAGAGGGAAUACGUCAUCCAGGAGGACUUCAUGAAGGCCGUGCGGAAGGUGGCGGACAACAAGAAGCUCGAAAGCAAGCUCGACUAUAAGCCCGUUUAAAUGCCCGGAUGCUUCCGGAAUAAGAUUAAUCGAUUAAUAAACAUUUUUAUGCUGAAAA